UUGAUCACGACAUUUACAUGGAACAACCUGAGGGUUAUGUAAAAGAGGGAGAAAAGCUAGUUUGUAAGCUAGAGAAGUCAAUUUACGGCCUAAAGCAGUCAGGGCGAAAUUGGAAUACGAUGUUGCAUGAAUGCUUAACAGAUGACAAUUUUACACAGAACCCGGCAGACCACUGCGUGUACUCCAAGGAGUCUAAAGAGGGAAAAGUAAUAAUUGCUAUCCGGGUCGAUGAUCUUAUCAUCGCAGCCAGCAACACCAAGAUUUUAGAGAAAGUGAAAAACAUGCUUUCCACAAAAUUUAAAAUGAAGGAUUUAGGGAGAUUAAAUCAUUUUCUGGGCAUGGAUUUCAGUCAGUCUGACGGCUGUGUGAAAGUAUCACAAAAGAGAUACGUGGAAAAGAUACUGGAACGUUUUGACAUGCAGGAGUGUAGGGUAAGGGACACACCUUGUGACCAAAAGUUAGAUGAAGAUGCACCUAAAAUGGUGGAUGUGAAGAAAUACAGAGAGGCUGUUGGCAGCCUAAUUUAUUUGACUACCUGUACACGUCCAGACCUAUGUUUCGUGGUAAGCAAGUUAUCACAAUAUUUUGCUGAACCGACAGAUGAACAUUGGGUUACAGUAAAACACGUUUUGCGUUAUCUCAGGGGUACUGCAGACAAACAGCUUUGUUUCAGAAAGAGCAGCGAGAAACUAGGCCUACAGGCUUAUAGUGACGCUGAUUGGGCUGCAGAUAAAACGGAUAGACGCAGUAUGACAGGGUAUUGUGUGAGCACGGGUAAGGACAACUCACUAGUCUCUUGGAAAACCAAGAAACAGCCUACAGUAGCGCUUUCCACAUGUGAAGCUGAGUAUAUGGCUCUAGCUCUAACAAUACAGGAGUGUAUUUACUUGGAGCAGCUACUGGAAGGGAUAAACACAUAGGUGUACAAGAAAACAGUUGUAAACGAGGACAAUCAGGGGACAAUAGCCCUUGCUAAAAAUCCUGUGUGUAGACAAAGGUGUAAACACGUGGAUAUUAAGUACCACUUCAUUAGGUCCACCAUAAGGCAGGGAAAGAUGACACUGGUUUAUUGUCCUACAGACGAAAUGGUUGCAGAUGUGAUGACCAAGCCUGUAUCCAAACUGAAGCUGAGGAAAUUUGGAGGGAUCAUGUUUGGUGUGUAAAAUGUGUGGAAGAAGCCCACAUUUAAAUCAUUUGUACCAUGUUUUUGUUUUGUUGAUUAGAUAUGAACAGGUAAACAGUAAACACAUAAUUCAUAAGGGGAGUGUUGAGAUAUAACAUACAGACAUGUAUAGUGUAUGACUCCAUGUAUUACUGUGUACCAUAUAUUGUUUAUGUAAGUAGCUGCGACUACUAACUGUGUUCAUUGGUUAGGGCUGUACCACAUGAUUGUGAUGUCACU
Molecule: messenger RNA, 1402 nt
Organism: Gymnodraco acuticeps
Lineage: Eukaryota; Metazoa; Chordata; Actinopteri; Perciformes; Bathydraconidae
Exons: 2
Coding region: 18-920 (300 amino acids)
Source: RefSeq, a predicted model, not a curated record